UUGACGUUACACCGUUGCAUCAUGGGAUGCAAAAUUCAAUGCCUCUACAUUGUAGCGAUUAUUACCACUAAAUGGAACAAAUAAAGAACCGUUAAAGAAAAAAUGCAGAAAUGUUGCAUCCAUACCAUCUUCCUUCGUCGUGAAUGACUGUUUCAAGUGACUUUUUGCAGCCAUUAUACAGAUGCAUGAAAGUGUUUCAGAAAUGUGGACCAUUCACGACCUGCUCUAAUUCGCAGCAGUUUGGAGCUUUUAAAGGAACGUGUCGCUGGAUGUGCAAAAUGCUGAAUGCACCAGCUGCAGACAGAAAUAAAGACCCGAUCCUUUCUGUUUUGAAAAGCAGAGUGAAAUCAGACAGACAUGGGAAUGCUUUGGAAAUAUCGUCAGGCACAGGUCAGCACGUCGUUCACUUUGCUAACGCGUUGCCAAAUAUUACAUGGCAACCAUCUGAAGUUGAUGCGCACUCCUUAUCGAGUAUAGAGACGUAUAGACAGCAUUAUAGGCUGCCUAAUGUAAAGCCAGCCAUCUAUCUUGAUGCAUCACAGAGUUGGGAGAACUGGGCCGGAAUUCAGCCAGAGUCAUGUGACCUCAUUGUCAACAUCAACAUGAUGCACAUCUCUCCUCUAGCAUGCACAAAGGGUUUGUUUAAUGGUGUUGGAAAGAUACUCAAGCCUCAAGGAUUGCUUCUGACUUACGGGCCAUAUGCUGUCAAUGGAACAAUUUCCCCUCAGAGCAAUGUUGACUUUGACCACAGCUUAAGAUCAAGAAAUCCAGAGUGGGGUCUAAGAGAUAUAGCUUUCCUGACAUCGCUCGGCCAACACAAUGGAUUGCGACUUGAGGAAAUUGUUGAGAUGCCUGCCAACAAUAAGUGCCUACUGUUUCGCAAGGACAGCGUGGUUUGAUACAGUAUAUUUGUACCGUAUCGCACUGUAUAUGCAUUGCUUUAACUGUUCAGUGAUAAUAAAUAAUAGGAUGGAACAGGAAUAAAUGUUAAGGUUGAAAAAUAAGUGAUUGAUUGAAGUGAUCUAUUUGUCAGGCAUGGUGACCCAUACCCGAAAUGUGAACCCAUCCAGUGUGUAGUGAACACAGGUACACCCGGAGCAGUGGGCAGCUAUCACUGCAGCGCCCGGGGAGCAAGUAGGGGUAAGGUGCCUUGCUCAAGGGCACCUCAGUCGUUACCUGCCGGCCGUGGGAAUCUUCUGGUCACAAGUCCGACUCUCUAACCAUUAGGCCACGACUGCCCCCUUAUUUACAAACGGUUAAUUUAUCAUAAUAAGUGGAGUUUUCAACAUUUACAAAUGCAAUCCUAAAAUAAAUGGGAGUAUUGUCGCGUGUGGUAGUAGAUGGUUUGUCAUAAAUUCCUGGUGGUGGUCAUUACAGUACCAAACAUAUGCAUUUCUCUCUAACAUGAUCUCUUAAGACUUUCUUAUCCAUCGAUUUGUGUAGGCUUUUAAUGAAAUAAACGUACUUACAAAAUACAAUUAACAAUAAAUUGGUUGGUUACGAUACAGAGGUUGGAGUUUGAUUUUCAAAGCAGUAAAAUUGUGUAUAUGCUCUUUCUCUGAGUGUUAAUGUAAUGUCAUAAACACGCGUCUCUUGUUUCUUUUUUUCACAACCAAAUUCUCCUA
This is a messenger RNA of Triplophysa rosa, 1625 nucleotides long. It is a transcript of the gene mettl26, whose product is annotated as methyltransferase like 26. NCBI's taxonomy places the organism in Eukaryota, Metazoa, Chordata, Actinopteri, Cypriniformes, Nemacheilidae. The record is from RefSeq and is a predicted model, not a curated record. The transcript is spliced from 7 exons. Bases 144 to 899 code for a protein of 251 amino acids.